AUGAAGGAAUUCGUCGUUCGCCAACUCCUUGCGGUGAAAAUUGAAUGGGUUAAAGAUAUUCCGAAGCAAUAUUCAGUUGUGAGCUUGGACCAAUUAGUCGACAAUAGUCAUCGUUGUCAACCAGAACAAACUGUUGGUAAAAUUGUUCAGAUCGUAUGGACGAGAGGAAAGAUAUAUCCAGGACUAGUGCUGAAAAUAGGUGAUGAAGAGGGUAACCUGUCAGAAGAAGCAGAUGGCUUAGCAGAAGCAGCUGCAAAAAAUCUAACCAAUCGGAAGACGGCGACUGGUGGGAAGAAGAAAGGUAAAAAACGUAUAAAUGAAGAAACCGCCGUAAAAAUUGACCAAGUGCUAGCUGGAAUUGAAGAAAGAGAAAGAAUCGGAAACCAAAUCGAAGGCGAGCCCCCAAUGGAAAUUGAGGAGAAUGAAAACACCAAUGGUAUAGUCAACGAGAAUGCUAGUACGGAUAACAAUCUGGUGGAUGAUUAUAAAGAAAAGUAUUUUGCUCUAAAAAUUAAGUUUAAGAGGCUCAAAGUCAAAUACAGAGACCUGAAGCAACGAAUUCCAGAAACUAAUGAGGUGGAACUGUAUCCUGAAAGUGGCGUUACCCUCGCUUCAUCAGAUUUGGCUUCAACUAAAAUGGCGUCGCCGAAGCCAACGAUACAGGCGAGAAAUUUAUUCCGUCGACUUUUUUCAGCAGCCGAGCUAUCAGGCCACUCGCUUCAGGGGAAAAAAUGCAAUGCAAAUCAGGACAAAGCAACGCUGCCAGCAAUUGACUCUGUCAGACGGGACGCAGUAAUAAACUUUAUCUUAAAAGAAGAGGGAUUCGACGGACCUCCAGCAACAGGAAAUCUUGCUGCGGAUAAAAUAUUUUUGAAGUCGAAAAAUACCACCAGGAAGGAAAUUGUGAAAUCUCUCUCCGAAUUUCUUCGUGAGGAAAAAGCUGGUAAAUCUUAACUAAUGAGGACAAAAAUUGUUUACAAAAAUUUUCUGAAGCCUAAAAUAAAGAAAAUUUUUAUCUCAAA
Messenger RNA from Folsomia candida, 1022 nucleotides. RefSeq lists its product as uncharacterized. The transcript has 8 exons. NCBI's taxonomy places the organism in Eukaryota, Metazoa, Arthropoda, Collembola, Entomobryomorpha, Isotomidae. The coding region runs from base 1 to 954 and encodes 317 amino acids. The record is from RefSeq and is a predicted model, not a curated record.